UCGCUUUCGAAUAAUCUAGUAUGAGGUGCAACAUGCUCUAUAUCUUUGUAGGACAUGCAAAGACUUCUUUCACCCACCGCAAGACUGACUGCCAGAUGUUUCAGACGUUUCGCAGGAGCAGAGGCAAAGGCCGCUGCAGAGGCUGCAACAGGAGCUGCUUCAGCAAGUACUGUCAAGAGUGCGCAAACUGCCACUUCUCAAGCUUCGGCUGCUGCUGCUAAAGGUGCUCAGAUUCCGAAAGGUCCACAAGGCCCCAAGGGUCCGCAAGGUCCCAACCCCGCAAAGCCGAAAAAGACAUUAAAGAGAUUCGUGAAGUAUACUGUUGGUGGCGCUGUGGUACUUGCUGGAGUCGGUGGUACGCUCUUUAUGCACUACAGAAAUGACCACCUCGCCUGUGUAACCAAGCCCAAGGGUGGUAAUGAUAGUGACAUUCGCGAGAUGCUGUAUCUUGUCCCCAAGAAUCUAGACCACUACUACCGCCACUACAACAUGAGCUACUAUUAUGACCGUUUAAUCAGCAGCAUCAUGAAGGAGAAUCCGCUGAAUUUCCAGACCAUGGGAGACGUAAUCGACUUCUUCUCUCAAUGGUUCUCCACGUUGGAGCUGAACAUCGAUACGAAAGCGCCGCUGUCCAAGGACAAGCUGUUAGAAAUGCUGAUCAAGUUCGACUACCAGCCGAACAGCUUCGCUCUGUAUGUCAUUGGAGAGUAUUACUUCAAUACAUCGCCGUUGACGAGCACUGGUGUGGAUUUGGGCUCUACGUACUUCAAUUGCUGGUGCGAGAAGAAGGGCGAGAAGUUGGUGAUUCCACAGGAGAAGGUUCUCGACCUGGUGAAGCAGAUGCAGGAGAAGACGAAGGUGGAGUUCAAGAAUUCGGGCUUUGUGCCGAAUUGGGCGAAUAAGAUCGUGAGUCAGCGCGAUCGCCAGAUGAAGCCUGUUGCCUUGGUGGAGGCGUUGGAGAAGGAAGCGAAGGAGGGAUUGGAGAUGUAUGAUUUCCUGGAGGUGAUGGCGUGUAUGGAGAGACAGAUGAAGGGUGCCAGGGUGGGAAAAUACAUGCCACUGAAUCGCCUGCUGAUAAUGGAGGAUACGUAUAUUCGACAAUCCGUGAACGAGAAGGUGUUUGAUGAUUUGGAGAAGCAGCGAAAUGGUCAGAACAAGGAGGAAGAGAAAGAGGAAGUGGAAGUUAAGGAGGAGGAAGUGGAAGUUAAGGAGGAGGAAGUGGAAGUUAAGGAGGAGGAAGUGGAAGUUAAGGAGGAGGAGGAAGUCAAGGAGGAAGUUGAAGUCAAGGAAGUGACUGUAGAAUCGCUUCUGGAAAAUCUGGAUGAGGUACGUAUGAAGAAGUGGAAGCAUCUGAUUCGUGGAGAAUUCGAGGGCUAUCAAAACUGCCUGGACGAAGAACGCGCAGUUCGUCGUGACCUUGAUGAUAAGGACUGGUGGUAUUGGUGUUUAUUACAACAAACAAACAAACAAACAAACAAACAAAUAGCACAAAACCCCAAAACGUUUUAUUCCUCGUCCUUCUCCACGUUGAAAUACUUGAGCUACAUGUUAACAACAACAAGAGGCGACGAACCUUGUAGCUAG
This is a messenger RNA of Blastocystis hominis, 1584 nucleotides long. RefSeq lists its product as hypothetical. Bases 55 to 1584 code for a protein of 509 amino acids. Lineage: Eukaryota; Bigyra; Opalinata; Blastocystidae. The transcript has 9 exons. The record is from RefSeq and is a predicted model, not a curated record.